GUACUGGGACGUUUGGCCGAGUGUAUCUUACCAAAUUUAAACAUACAGAAAAUUAUUAUGCAAUGAAAGUAUUGAAAAAACUUGAAGUUGUAAGACUCAAGCAAGUGGAACACAUUAACUCGGAAAAGCUAAUCCUUAGUCAAGUUCACCACCCAUUCAUCGAUGAUCGGAAUUUAUAUAUGCUACUUGAAUACGUCAUUGGCGGAGAACUUUUUUCCCAUCUGCGGAAAGCCGGGCGGUUUACCGCUGAUAUGACACGAUUCUAUGCAGCAGAAAUCGUUCUUGCUAUUGAAUAUUUGCAUUCUAAAGAUAUAAUUUAUCGAGAUUUAAAACCAGAAAACUUAUUAUUAGAUUGUAGAGGCCAUGUUAAAAUUACGGACUUUGGUUUCGCAAAAAGGAUCGAGGAUCG
Messenger RNA from Racocetra persica, 409 nucleotides. NCBI's taxonomy places the organism in Eukaryota, Fungi, Glomeromycota, Glomeromycetes, Diversisporales, Gigasporaceae. The record is from the annotation of a GenBank genome assembly.